Messenger RNA from Elephantulus edwardii (Cape elephant shrew), 660 nucleotides. It is a transcript of the gene TSLIG1, whose product is annotated as zinc finger and BTB domain containing 8 opposite strand. Gene Ontology annotation, cellular component: tRNA-splicing ligase complex. The record is from RefSeq and is a predicted model, not a curated record. Gene Ontology annotation, biological process: tRNA splicing, via endonucleolytic cleavage and ligation. NCBI's taxonomy places the organism in Eukaryota, Metazoa, Chordata, Mammalia, Macroscelidea, Macroscelididae.
AUGGCCUCUGUCGUGCCACUGAAGGAGAGGAAGCUAAUGGAUGUAAAACUGGGGGAGCUGCCCAGCUGGAUACUGAUGCGGGACUUCACCCCGAGCAGCAUCGCAGGAGCUUUCCAGUGAGGCCACUACCGGUACUUCAACAAGUAUGUCAACGUGAAAAAGGGGAGCAUUGCUGGGCUGUCCAUGUUGCUGACAGCUUACGUGUUCAGCUACUGCCGUUCUUACAAGGAGCUCAAACAUGAACGGUACAGAAAUUUGGAUCAUACAGCUGAUGUCCAGUUGCACGCAUGGGGCGAUACUCUGGAGGAAGCAUUUGAGCAGUGUGCAAUGGCCAUGUUUGGUUACAUGACAGACACUGGGACUGUUGAGCCCCUCCAGACAGUAGAAGUUGAAACUCAAGGAGAUGACUUACAGUCUCUUCUGUUUCACUUUUUGGAUGAGUGGCUUUAUAAAUUCAGUGCUGAAGAGUACUUCAUACCCCGGGAAGUGAAAGUACUUAGUAUUGAUCAAAGAAACUUCAAAUUACGAUCAAUUGGAUGGGGUGAAGAAUUUUCGUUGUCCAAGCACCCUCAGGGAACCGAAGUCAAGGCAAUAACAUAUUCGGCGAUGCAGGUCUAUAAUGAAGAGAAGCCAGAAGUUUUUGUGAUCAUUGACAUUUAA